UAUCUUGCUGCUCAAGACUUCUUCUUCCUUUCUUCGCUAUUUUAAUCAACUUGCUGCUUUGCUUUCAUAUUCCUACGAAUCAAUUACGCUCUCUAUCAAUUUGGAUCAUACGUAUCUGAAGAUGUUAACUGAAACAUCGGAUGUUCCGAAGGUCGGAUUCAGUUUCGACCUGUGCAGUAGAAACAAUAUGCUGACGAAGAAAGGAUUAAAACCUCCUGGCUAUCUUAAAACCGGCACUACCAUUGUCGGUGUAGUCUGUAAGGACUGUGUCGUUCUUGGGGCAGAUACCAGAGCCACAGCGGGUUCUAUUGUUGCUGACAAGAACUGUGAAAAGAUUCAUAAUAUGGCUCCAAACAUCCUCUGUUGCGGAGCUGGAACUGCUGCUGAUACAGAAGCUGUCACAGAUAACAUCAGCUCUCAGCUGAAGCUGCACAGAUAUCAUACCGGUCGUGAAUCAAGGGUUGUAACAGCACUCACGUUAUUAAAGUCUCAUCUUUUCCGUUACCAAGGUCAUGUGUCGGCUGCUUUGGUGCUUGGUGGAGUUGAUGUGACAGGGCCACAUCUACAUACCUUUGCUCCCUGCGGGGAGCAAAAUGGAAACACAAACAAUUUGGAUGGAGUUAGAGGCGGGGAGCAAACUGGCAAAAAACCGAAACAUCAGGGAGCAAAAUGGCUAUUUUUAAAGAUUUAUCCUCAUGGAUCAACAGACACACUCCCGUUUGCAACAAUGGGCUCUGGUUCUCUUGCCGCAAUGGCCAUCUUUGAAUCAGAGUAUCGUGAAGGGCUUACUAGGGAUGAAGGAGUGAACUUGGUAACGAAGGCUAUAUGCUCCGGCAUAUUUAACGAUUUGGGAAGCGGAAGCAACGUAGAUAUUUGUGUGAUAGAAAAGGGUAAGACGGAAUAUCUGAGGAAUCACCUUACUCCAAAUCCUCGCACUUACAUCAGUUCAAAGGGCUACACUUUCUCGAAAAAGACAGAAGUUUUGCAUACGAAGAUUACACCGCUUAAGGAGCUGGUUGAUGUGGUACAAGUGGGAGGAGAUGCGAUGGAAGAAUAAGUUUGUCGCUAUAUGGAGUUCUUCAGCAAGUUACGUCGAUAGCUUGAGAUUUAAACAGUGUUCAAACUUGCAUUUCGGUGACAUUGAAUUUGAAUUGCUUCUCUUAUUCUUAUAUCCAUGUAUUCGGGAAAUAUAACGUCUGAAGAAACACUGAACUAAUUAAGGGACUAAUUAGUUUGGUUUAUGUU
Messenger RNA from Helianthus annuus (common sunflower), 1245 nucleotides. RefSeq names its product proteasome subunit beta type-7-B. The coding region runs from base 122 to 1057 and encodes 311 amino acids. The record is from RefSeq and is a predicted model, not a curated record. NCBI's taxonomy places the organism in Eukaryota, Viridiplantae, Streptophyta, Magnoliopsida, Asterales, Asteraceae. Gene Ontology annotation, cellular component: proteasome core complex. Gene Ontology annotation, molecular function: threonine-type endopeptidase activity. The transcript is spliced from 10 exons.